UUGCUGUUUACUGGGUCGGGUUCUGGGAAAGGGCCAGAUUGCAUCAGACAGGGCCUGGGGAGGACACGUGGCCUUAUAAGUUGGGGCCCGUGAACAGGGAGGUGUCAGGAAACCAGACACAAACAAAGCGUUGGGAGACGGCAGGGAGACAGCAAGGGAAAGUCAGGUGUGAUGGCCACCUGCCCGCAAGCAGCCAGCCCGGCCCAGCAGCCCCCAGGUCCGGAGGACGAAGACCUCAGCCUGGAUGAGUAUGACCUCUAUAACCUGGCUCCUUCUUACCUGGGAGCAGGAGGUCGGAAAGGUCGCAGCAAGAGAGAAGCUGCCGCCAACACCAACCGCCCCAGCCCCGGUGGCCACGAGAGGAAGCUGGUGACCAAGCUUCAGAACACGGAGCGGAAAAAGCGAGGGGCACGGUCUUGAGGCAGAGCUGGAGAUGAGGCUACAGCACGGAUACCACACAGCGAUGGAGACAGGACUGCGGAGAAUUGGCACCUGGGGGAGGGAUCCAGGCCUGCCUGCCCUCCCACUCCACCCCGGGACUUACCCUACCUGACUAGGCUCUGAGGGGCCACCAAGCCCCAGAAAAAGGACAAGCUAGGGGUGGGGAGCAAGACGAAGGGAAUGGAGAGGCAGCGUCACGAAAGGUACCCCCCACCCCGAAGGAAAGACACCAAAGAAGCUGGAACCCCUUAAGGGUGGCAAGGACAAUAAACAAAAUUCAGCAGUU
Molecule: messenger RNA, 727 nt
Organism: Prionailurus viverrinus (fishing cat)
Lineage: Eukaryota; Metazoa; Chordata; Mammalia; Carnivora; Felidae
Gene: NUPR1
Product: nuclear protein 1, transcriptional regulator
Exons: 3
Coding region: 172-420 (82 amino acids)
Biological process (GO): negative regulation of cell population proliferation; negative regulation of cell cycle
Cellular component (GO): nucleus
Source: RefSeq, a predicted model, not a curated record